GGGAGGAGCGGGCGCAGGGCGGCGGCGGCCCCGGGAUCGGGAUCGGCCCCGGGAUCGGGAUGGCGGGGCCGGGGCUGGAGCGGUACCGGCUGGCGCUGCUGGCGGCGCGGGAGGACGUGGGGAACCCGCGGGCUGGGACCGACUGGGCCGUCUUUGGCUAUGAGAAGCACCACGACCUCAAGCUCCUGGAUUCCGGAGCCGGGGGGCCGGAUGAGCUCGCUGGAAAAUUCUCUGUGGGCAGCGUCAUGUACGGGCUGUGCCGGGUCCCCGAUCCUGGUUCCGGCACCCCCAGAAUCGUCCUUAUCAGCUGGGUAGGGGAAAAUGUGCCGGAACCGCAGCGGGCAGCGUGUGCCGGGCACCUGCCGGCCAUCCGGAGCUUCUUCAGGGAGGCCACGGCCGUGAUCAGCGCCCGCCGCUCCGAGGAGGUGACGCUGGAGGGGCUGCGCCGAGUGCUGGCACAGCUGGAGCCCCCCGCCCCCCGCCCGCCCAGGAGGACCCCCCAGGACACCCCGGAGCUGGUGGGAACCAACUACCGCAAAACCAAUCCGGCAUUGGAGCUGCAGCGCACCCAGCGCGAUUCCUUCUGGGAACAGGCUGAGCGCGAGGAGCAGCAGCGGAAGGAGCAGGAGCGGCAGCGGGAGCGGGAGCAGCGGCGGCGCUGGGAGCGGGAGCGCAUGGAGGAGGAGCGCCUGUCCCCGUGUCCCCAUCCCUGACGCCCCAACUCCCGGCCCCGCAGGCAGGAGCAGGCGCGGCUGGACGCGGAGGAGCGGAGGAAGGAGCAGGAGCGAUGGGAGCAGCAGCAGCGGGAGCAGGAGGCGGCCGAGCGGGAGCGCGGGGGUCGCACCGGGCUCAGCGGGACGGCGGCCGAAGCCGCCAUCCUGGUCUCCCAGCGCACCCAGAACCCCCGGGAAUUCUUCCGGCAGCGGGAGCGCUCGGGCUCCACGUCCACAUCCCCCCUGCCCGGCAGCACCCCCGGGGCCCGCCGGCCUUUCCUGCGGUACCAGCGCAGCCUGACGGAAUCCGCCUUCAUCUUCCGCCGGCCGGAGCCCCCCCAGACCCCCCCGCCCGGCGCCUCCAGGGGGGCACCGCCCCCCAGCCCCCGCCGGCCGCCGCCGCCUCUGCCCCCCGGCCCCCCGUGUGCCACCACCGGGACCCCCGUCAGCCCUGUGGGGAGGGGCAACCCUCCCUCUGCCACCCUGGGGACGCCCCCCAGCCCAGCCCGAGCAGGGUCCCCCCUUGCCACCAGUCCUGUGGGGACAGGGACCCCACAAUAUGGCACCCUUGGGACGCCCCCCAGCCCAGCCCGAGUAGGGUCCCCCCUUGCCACCAGUGCUGUGGGGACAGGGACCCCCCAAAAUGCCACCACCGGGACCCCCGUCAGCCCUGUGGGGAGGGGCACCCCUCCCACUGCCACUCUGGGGACCCCCUCCAGCCCAGCCCGAGCAGGGUCCCCCCUUGCCACCAGUCCUGUGGGGACAGGGACCCCCCAAAGUGCCACCACCGGGAUUCUCCACAGCCCCGUGGGGACAGGGAUCCCUCCCUCUGCCGCCCCAAGGAGACCCCCCAGCCCUGUGGUGACGGGCACCCCCCAAAGUGCCACCACUGGGGCCCCUAGCAGUCCCAUGGGAUGGGGGACCCCUCCCUCCACCACCCUGGGGACCCCCGAUUUUGCCACCACCAGGCCAGGGUCCCCCACUGCCAGCCCCCCCCGGAUGGGGGUGCCCCCUGUCCCCUCCGGGUCGGGGCCUUCUGAAAGCACUUAUGGGGUAGAGCCCCUCCCUCCUUUCAGCACUCCCGCCUUGGGGUCCCCCCCCAGGCCCCCCGGAGAUGAGGAGGGGUCCUACCCGGACACUCCCCCCCUCCCCAGCCCCCCAGCAUGGGAAUCUCUGGGGCCACUGCUGGAGGAUGUGCCCAGCCCGCGGGAGGGGUCCCCAAUACCGCCCCGCCCGCUGCAGGACCCCCAGGAUUUGGGGCGCAAUGGAAUCGGGGGGCACGAGUGGGGGGGCUGGGAGGCCCCCUGGGAGCCGGGACACCCCCCCGGGCAGGGGGAUGAGCCCAGCGAGAACCUCGUCCUGCACAAAGCCACGCCAGGCUUCGCGCUGCUGCUGGCCCGUGACGCCCCCCACCCACCGCUUAUGGGGGGCCCCACCCCCCCCACCGAGGACGAGGAUCUCUCCCCCCAUGCUGUGUAGAGGGGGGGGCCCCAGCACCUCCUUUUGGGGGGGUGGGGGUCCCCCCUAUUGCACCACAGCCCCCUCCCCACUCACCCCCCAGCACAGCCUCCACUCCCCCACUUGCACCCCAAAUGAGCAGCUUGGGGAGGGGGCAGCACCCCAAGACCCCCCCCCCCCCCCCACUGGUGGCAGCACAUGAUGGGAGGGCACAGACCCCCCCCCCCACCCGGGCACAGGGACCCCCACGCCCCCCACCCCCCAAAAUCACACACAGCAGCUGUUAAAUAAAUUUUAAUG
Messenger RNA from Oenanthe melanoleuca, 2471 nucleotides. Its product is annotated as drebrin-like. NCBI's taxonomy places the organism in Eukaryota, Metazoa, Chordata, Aves, Passeriformes, Muscicapidae. Gene Ontology annotation, cellular component: lamellipodium; postsynaptic membrane; cortical actin cytoskeleton. Gene Ontology annotation, biological process: regulation of actin filament polymerization; positive regulation of axon extension; neuron projection morphogenesis. The record is from RefSeq and is a predicted model, not a curated record. Gene Ontology annotation, molecular function: actin filament binding.